CCGAAAGCUGCCAAAGCUCAUAAUGAAAUGAAUGAGCGGCCGUAUCGGCGUUAUUCAUCAGUCAGUGUGUCAAUGUUGCACUGACGGUGCGGUGUGUAGAGUCAGCACAGCAGUGCCAGUGCAGGUGUGUGUGUGAGAGAGAGAGAGAGAGAGAGCUUCGGAAUGAGCGUCUCCACUGGAACUGCUGUCUUUGUGCGUUUUUAUCUAUUUAUUUUUUUCUCCCCUUCUUUUUUCCCCCCUCCCCUUUGGACGAGGAUCAGACUGUCCGACCCCUGGACCAAAAAAAAAAAAAAAAAAAAAAAAAAAAAAGAAAAAAGUAGAGUUGGCCAAAUGAAAACAAACGCUCUUCUUGCAGUCUAGCGGCCAUUUUCUCCGCGUUGAAAAGCGUUUUCAUCCUUGUACCCUCAAUAACACAGGCCAAGAGUAUCACCGGAGCUCUCAAAGUGGAACGGACAAAGCUGCAGCUGUGCUCUCAGACUGCCACGUUGUGCCUCACUGCUUAGACAGCCCGCUUCAGAGGGAACCACGGAGGGGUCAGAGGUCACAGCCACAUUCUGCAGCUCCCCUGUCACAGGGUGAGGCGACACUCACCUAUGACUGUUUGUAGAGGAGCAGGAGAGCAUAAAUGGACAGCAGGCAGACUGCGACUGUGGGACCACAGGACCGGGACGCUGCUCCGCUUGCAGACAACAGAGAUGUCAUGACAGACUGUGCUAUGGAUCCCUGUGGAGAUGAAGGUCGCACCUUCUUGGAGGCGAUCAGUGAGAAAUACAGCCCAGAUAACUUCCCGUAUCGUCGGGGGCCUGGCCCAGGGGUUUUGGUAGUAGUACCAUCCGGCCCACAGGGCUCACCCAUGAAAGAUCGCCUGAACUUACCCAGUGUUCUGGUGCUGAAUGGGUGCGGGAUAAGCCGGGCUGGUGAUGAGGGUGAGAUUUCGGCUUUCUGCGCACAUGUGGUGGAGCUAGACCUUUCCCACAAUAAAUUGCAGGACUGGCAAGAGAUCAGCAAGAUUGUGUCCAACAUCCCAAACCUGGAAUUCCUGAACUUGAGCUCCAAUCCGCUGAGCGAGUCACCGCUGGACACCAGCUGCGCCGAGGCCUUUGUCAGAGUGCGGCGGCUGGUCCUCAAUAACACCCGUGUUUCUUGGGAGACUGUGCAUACCUUCACAAGGGAGAUCCCCGAGCUGGAGGAGCUCUUCCUGUGCCUUAAUGAGUAUGAGGAGGUGACACCCUCAGUAUCACCUUGCCCGUCACUGCGUCUGCUGCACAUCACUGACAACAACCUGCAGGACUGGUGUGAGGUCCGCAAGUUUGGCCCCAUGUUCCCUGGCCUGGAUACGCUGGUCAUGGCCAACAACAAUCUUUCCUCCAUUGAGGACUCCGGGGAAGCCCUGCGCCGGCUCUUCCCCAACCUGCGAAGCAUCAAUCUGCACAACUCAGGACUGAACAGCUGGGAGGACAUCGAGAAGCUGAAUUUCUUCCCCAAGCUGGAGGAGGUGAGACUGCUGGGAAUUCCGCUGCUACAGUCUUACACCAACAAAGAGCGGCGCAGCCUCAUUGUUGCACAGCACACAAACACAUGUCCCCCUUGCAGGCUGCCGUCCGUGUCGGUUCUCAACGGGAGCAAGGUGACCGAUGGGGAGAGAGAGGACGCAGAGAGGUUCUUCAUCCGUUAUCACCUGGACUAUCCUGAGGAAGAGCUGCCUUACAGGUAUCACUGCCUGGUUACAAAGUACGGCAAGCUGGAGCCACUGGCAGACAUUGACCUGCGGCCACGCUGCCACGCCAAGGUGGAUGUGCGCUUCGAGGACAAGGUGGAGCUAACAAGAAUCCGGCUAGACCAGACAGUAGCUGAGCUGAAAAAGCAGCUGAGGACAGUGGUACAGCUGCCCACCACCAACAUGCGCCUCUACUACAUCGACAAGGAGCUGGGCUGUGCUUUUGGGCCCGAGGAGAUGAAGUACAGCUCCCGCGUCCUGCACUCUUAUAACAUUCGUGAUGGGGAUGAGAUCCUUGUGGUACCCAAGUCCAAGUGACCACAGAGAGAUUAUGUCUCUGCCCCAGCAUCCCCAGCUCUCCUCCCGUCUCCAGACUGGAUAGCCUCCUCCUUCCUAAGCCUACCCCACAGUCAUCCGGUCCGUUCGCUCUCCAUGCGCCACAGGGACCAUCCUGUCAGGAAUAACAGCUGACUCUCUUGACUUGCUUUGCGCCAACAAAGUGUUCUCACUAGGGCAACAUGCCUCAUCUUGGAAGCCCCAGUGUCUGGGAGGCAGAGUGUCCACCAACACAACACACACUUCUACACACAACACAAGUCUUUCUUACUGAUCCCUGCAAGAUUUUGUUUGGUGAUUUUGGGCGGUUUGGUUUCCUAAUUUCUUUAUUCUUAUUGACAGUGGCAUUACCUCCUCAUCUUCAAAGAGCCAGUCCAUCCUCUUCCUGUGCAGGAAGCCAGGGCCGGUAUGCAUAUGCAGACAAUCUUCUGUGUUGGGCCAGCUAUGCUGGACUGUGUGCUGGUGGAGCAUGGCAAGAUUGCAUAAUGCCAGGUGAUUCCAUCUCAGGUGUGGCUGGGGAUUAGGGUGGCAUCAACUGAUAGAGAGGACCAAGAGAUACACUUCCUGCGUGUCUGACAUUUGGAUCAGAACACCACCUGUCAAACUUUUUAAAAAAUUUUGUUUGAGCCCUUCACCUUUUUUGCACGUGCUAAUUCCCACGAAACAGAUGUUUGCAGGCUUCCGACCACGUGUUGGGUUCCAAACAAUUCUAGAUAGGACUGAAAUUAAAGUGGUUGCUAAGGUAAUAGUGUCCGAUCUUAGAAAUAAGGUGCUUUAAAGUCCAAUAAUGUUUAAAAGUAAAUAGACAUGUUGUUGCAAUGAUUACACUGAAGCAUUAUUUUAAGAAAGGGAACUCUUUAUAGAGAAUGCCCAUUUAAUAUAAAAUCAUGUAUUGUUCAAAUUCAUAAUCAUAACGUAACUUGAGUUAAAAAGAAAUUGAACAAAUACAAAAUUUGAUAUUGGAACUGCUCAGGGUUGAUUCCAACAUGCUGUGCAUGGUUGUGAUAUAUUGUCGCUCAACAAAGACAUUGUUUUCCUUUGAGCUUGGUUAAUUUGGGAUUGAUUGGCACUUGGUGUGAAGUGUUUUGUAUAAAAUGUGGACUGUUGGAUGGGAAAAUGGCCAUAUAUAUUUUCUUUACCAGCAAAACUGAGAAGAGAAUAUAUUGGUCUAAACUCUUUGGUUCUGGUAAUGCACAACAUUAAUUUUUUUGGGUGUUCCAUGGUAGAGUAGUGGUGUGUUUGGUGCCGCUCACACAGCUCUCCUCCAGAAGUAUAUUAAGUCCAGAUAUAUAAUGUAAAUAAGUGAGAUCACUGUAUAAUUAUAUCCCAGGAAUUGACUCUUAUAAUAUAAUGCUUGAAAAGUCUUGCAUAUAUUUGGGAUACGAUCGAUGGUGUCCAUUAAUGGCUUGAAUAUAGUUACCAAUUUCAGGUGCCUCAUUUCAACCCUCAGAAAACAAAUAGUGAAGCUCUUGGAACUUCUGAGCUGAGUUGUUUAGACUGAGAUUUAGACUGAGAUUUGUUAUAGGCAGCUUUUCCCCCAAAACAUUCACCAUUCUUCUCUUUUAUUGUAUGGGUAUGAAAGAAUGCAAUCAUUCCUUGUUUUAAUGUGGUUUAAACAGAAAUAAUCUGUCUCGUAGAGGUGUUGUUCUAGUGGGAAAUGGAGAGCCCCAACAUACUGCAUUUUUAUGCUCCCAUGGGGUACGGUUGCUGAAAUGCAGAUAUGCUGGUGUUAAGGGACAUGGAGUUUUCAAGUAUAAAAGACAUUUCCCUGGACAUGAUUGCCAUCUCCUCGACCCGCAAAUGGGCCCCCUCUUACCUUCCAGAUGGUGAGGCCAGAGAGCACAUGAUACAGGGCGUCAUCAGCACUGGGGCAGUGGAGGUGAGCUUGAUGUUCUUGGUGUUUGGGGAGAACCACUCAGUGGGGGCACAGACAACCCUAACUGGGUGUAACACACACCGGCCCCACUGUCAAAAGGACUUCCUCAGCACUUGGGUUACAGUGGGUUCACCCAGCGGACUGUGUCCUCCGCCCACCCCCAACCUUCCAGUCAUACACCGCAGUAGACAUCCAACACCUUGAUCUAUAUAGACGUUUUCUGUCAGAGAGGUGACCCGGUCCAGCACUCGUUUUGUUUCAGCCUGAGAGAUCUUUCCAUUCAGCACCAUGUGUGCUCUGGGGUUAGUUCUCAGAGCUUGGCUGGUGAGAUAACGGUUGCCAUGCCAACUCAACCGUUUCCCUGGUAAUGGUAUUCUUGUUACCAGUUUGGGGCUACUCUUUUUGGUCAUUUAAUGUUGAUUAUGCUACAGCUGCAUCACAUUCCACCACAGGUCCUUUAAGAUGGUGUUCUCUUGACUGAAAAAGACAAUGUCAAGAUCCAGUGUAAUGGUGAUGAAGCGUGUUCAAAAGAGAACGAAAUCUUGGAACACCUGAAAGUUCUAGCUUGAAGUAUUCUUUAUUGGAAUCAGUGCCUCUGGGGGAAAGCAGUCUUUUUGCAGCCAUUUUUAAAGAAAAUAAGCUGUUUGCGACAAUGUCCUGCUUCAGUUUUAUGGGAGAGAUAAGUGUCCCGGAAAGAAUAUUGCCACUGCAUAAAAUAUCAAGAGAAUUAAUCAUUUAUUAAUAGUGUACAUUUCAUGCUAUGUUUAGAUUUUAUAUAGAUUGAAAAUACUAUACUAUACUUAUAGAGCGAGACUAUUCUUGUCACUUAGAAUCUGAUUCUGUGUUUACGUGGCACACAGUACAGUGGUAGAUUUCAAAGCACCUUCUUGCCUGAGGAACAAUGUCUUUUGGAAUGGUCCUACUGACACUGUCAAUGUGUAGCAUUACUAAGGAAGGCCAUGUGACAACGGGACCUGUACUGUUGUGUCAGUGUAUUCAUUCCUAGUAUUCUGCAAGUGUGGCCAUUUAGGAUAAGUUAUUCAUUUUCAAAAAUGGUGGUCCAUCUGUAUUAUGUGUUACCAUUACCUGUCACUCAUGAUCACAAAUCAAACUCCUCUGAUGCUUUUUAAGAGUGGCGUUUCCAUUCUUUGUUCUGGACUAGUGGGACAAACUCUGGAUGGAACCCAUUACUGCCUCAACCCUUCUCUGUGAUCGGGCAUUAACCCUGAAUGCUACAUGGGGCCAUGUGUAUUGUGCUGAUCCAGACAGCGUUUCAGAGGGCUGGAAGUCUAGGAUGGCAAGGGCGGCGGAAGGGGAGGGUUCCAUUUUUUAAGCAUUAGAGUUUUUAGUUUAAUGUUGAACAGACAUUGUUGUGUUUUUUUUUUUUUUUUAAACCUUUUAAUUUUUAUAUUUUCCUUAGUCCAUCUGGGUAUGAGGUAUGAGAUGCAGUUGCACAGUGCUUUUUGAUCAGUGUGCUAUCCUGUUGCCUCUAUCCCUGCGUUGAAGUACAUCUGCAUGGUCCCUGAAAGAGAGUUCUGUAUGCAACCUCCAUUUCUCCGAGUUGAAACACUGGUGUUAAUGUCUCUUAAGAACGUAAGCAUAUCUUAUAGGGAAAUGUGCUAUAGAUCAAGCUUUUACAGCAGAAGGUUUAACACCUUACCGUGGAAAGUCUUGUCCAGGAAGUGGCUGUCCUGUGAGAUGGGAGGAAUUCUUAGUGACGGGCAAUGAAAGCUGGAUGCUUUACGCAGCUUUGGUGUGGGGAACAAAAGAACACAGAAGUGGACACCAGCAGCACAUACCCCAGGGUGGAAAAGCAGAAGUUGCCCAUUGAAGUGUGAUGAAUGGAGAGGAUUCAGUUAGAAAGAGACAAGGUGCUGCUGAAGAGAGAUGCUGUUAUUGCCUUUUAUUUAUCUGUUAGCACUUAAAAAUUCUUGUUCAAAGGUUGGGCCAGGAAAACUGCCUGUUGCAUAAAGAGGGGAAAUUCUUAUACUGUAAUGGAAACUGUUAAAGGAGGAUAGAGGAGGUGUGACCGUAUGCAUCCUAAUUUUUUUUUUUUUCUCCUCCCAAGCUGUGGAAACUAGUCUUUAUGUUCACUCAUUGAAUGUUUUCUGCCUGGCUAUGUAAGUACUGACGAAGUGUUCCAAUGUAUGUGCUUGAAGAAAUAUAUUUAAAAGGUAUAUACUAAAAUGUGUAUGGAGAAAGUGUUAGAUCUGUGAAGUAUGCUGUCAAUUCCUCUGGUUUAUGCAUAGUGCAACCAGUAGGAUUAAGGAUUAUAAGGGCCAGUGGAGAGAGCACGGGUCACCUUCUUAAUGUUAGCAUUGUAGAGGAACUAGUAAAGGAGUAUCACUGUGAAGUGCAAGCUCCUCUAGUAUUGUGAAGCAUGGGUGACCAGAUGCUCCACCUUCAAAGACACCAUCCACCUUCUUGGUACAGCUACUCAAAAUGAGCUGCAUGCCAUCUUUGCCUGGGUCACAAUGGUCAUAACCUGCCGGAUGCGAUACUUGCCAUGAACAAAAUGUUUUCAGACUUUUUUGGAGAACAUUAUUGACAGUGCUUAGCCAAAGAAACAAUUGUUGCUGAAGUAUGACAUGAGCAGAGCAUUUUCGAGUGAUGCUUCUGCAGUUGCACAACAUUUUCAGCUCACCACAUUCAAUAUAGAUUUGCCACUGUGUCCAAGAUACAUGGCAAUUUGUGUGCUCUAGUGUCUCCUCUAUGCUCACUCAAUGGAAGGGAGAGGGGUCAGCACUAAAGAUGCAUCAUAUUGUUUAAAGUUAUGACUGCAGAAAGCUACAGUUUGACACAAUCCAAGACUGUACUACUAGUAUGAGGCAGAGAUGGCAAGGAGUCAUAUGUUCCUAAGUUGGCAGCUGUGGUCAAUGCUGUAGUGUAAAUCAGAAGAGCCAUGAGCCCUGGAAAGUUUCUCAGCGACCCCUGACAAUGAACUAAUAAUUUAUUAAACCUUUAAGAAUUUAAUUUUAAACCUGAUUACUCGUGUGUUGAUGUUUUUUCACCGUCUAUCAUUUUUUC
Messenger RNA from Scleropages formosus (Asian bonytongue), 6956 nucleotides. RefSeq names its product tubulin folding cofactor E-like b (gene tbcelb). The record is from RefSeq and is a predicted model, not a curated record. The coding region runs from base 626 to 2035 and encodes 469 amino acids. NCBI's taxonomy places the organism in Eukaryota, Metazoa, Chordata, Actinopteri, Osteoglossiformes, Osteoglossidae. Gene Ontology annotation, molecular function: protein binding; U2 snRNA binding. Gene Ontology annotation, biological process: mRNA splicing, via spliceosome. The transcript is spliced from 11 exons.